Molecule: messenger RNA, 1549 nt
Organism: Pistacia vera
Lineage: Eukaryota; Viridiplantae; Streptophyta; Magnoliopsida; Sapindales; Anacardiaceae
Product: probable carboxylesterase 120
Exons: 1
Coding region: 100-1116 (338 amino acids)
Molecular function (GO): hydrolase activity
Source: RefSeq, a predicted model, not a curated record
ACCUUACUGUCACAAGACUCUCUUCAUAGAUAAACCCUCAACUCAAGAAGAUAAACCCAGUUCAAAACUUGCAUUAUUCAGCGUCCAUCGAAAUCCAAAAUGGCAGAUGAAACUACCUUAUCAUCUCCAACCAUUGAUCCCUACGAAUACCUUCAGUUCUUCCCCAAUCCCGACGGUACUGCCACUCGCAAAAGCAACGUACUCCUAUCUAAGACCAUAUCCGAUCUUGACCACGAUCCUCGAGUUCUCUUCAAAGAUGUCCCCAUCGGCACUUCAAACAACACCUGGGCUCGCAUAUUCCUUCCCCGUCAAGUACUUGAUUCUUCUUCCACCACCAAGCUUCCUCUCAUAGUUUAUUAUCACGGCGGAGGUUUCAUUCUCGGAAGCCUAGACGACAGACUUUUCCACGAUUUUUGCUCAAACGUGGCGCUUGAAUAUCCUGCUGUAGUUGUCUCCGCCCAGUACAGGCUUGCCCCGGAGCACCGUCUUCCAGCCGCUUACGAUGACUCCAUGGAAGCAUUGCACUGGAUCAAAACUACCCAAGAAGAGUUGUUGAAAAAAUAUGCUGAUUUCUCUUCAUGUUUCUUAAUGGGGCCUAGUGCAGGUGCAAACACAGCGUACCAGGUAGGACUGCGUGCAGCGGCACAAGUUGAAGACAUACUGCCAUUGAAGAUCAAAGGGCUCAUACUGCAGCACCUUUUCAUUGGUGGGGUGAAGAGGACGGAGUCCGAGUUGAGGCUGAUGAAUAAUCCAAUUUUUCCAGUAUGUGCUAGUGAUUUAAUGUGGGAAUUCUCAUUACCUCAUGGCGCUGACCGUGAUCAUGAGUAUUGCAAUCUAACGGUGGGUGGUGGGUCAGAUGUCUUAGAUCAAAUCAAGCAACUUGGAUGGAAGGUAUUGAUCACAGCAACUACUGGGGACCCAAUGAUUGACCGUCAGGUUGAGAUGGCGAGAAUGAUGGAACAAAGGGGAGUACAAGUGAAAAGUCAUUACGAUGAAGGAGGUUAUCAUGGAAUUGACGUUAUUGAGCCUGAAAAGCGUAAGGCUGUGCCUGUUAUCAUGAAAGAAUUUGUGAAUUCAGCCAUGGCUUCUCAGUCAGUGAAGGAUAUUGUUGGUUAAUUGGAGAUUUUAGAUUUGUCAUGUUUUCUUUAUGAUAAAAUAAAAAAUUAAUAGGUGUUGGAGUAACUUUUCCGAAACCUUUGAAUAUUCAAUGGUUCAAAAGUCAAAGUAAUAUUGUGAGAUCCAAUAAUGAGAUUCCUGUCGUAAUAUCCUUUGUUAACCCUUAUGGUAUCCUGGCUCUGAUAACAUACGGGUUACUUAGACCUGGCAAAACGGGUGGGUGGACUGGAUACGGUCCAGGUUAUACGGGUACGGGUCAUACGGGUGCGGGUCCUUAUACGGGUUGAUAUAUACGGGUCCAAUAUUUUAGACCCAUGCCCUACCCUAUACGGGUACGGGUGGACUCGUUUUUUCUCUCUCUAGGUUUCAAUUUUUACGUUUCACCCCUAAUAGUUUUCAAUUAUAACAAUUACACCCCCAAAAUUCUUGCAGU